AAAUUCAUCACUAUCCCCCUUAACACACAGCUUCAGGUGCUUUGGCACGACCAAGAACAUGCCCAGAAGAUGUCUUAUCUUCCCAACAAGAUGGAGCACUUGAUGAACAAGCUGUGUAUCAAUGGAGGUGUCUUCAAUAAGAUUAAUGACUUUGUCAUGGGCACUGACUAUAUGCAUGCUAUCCUUCAUGGAGAUAUCACCAAGGACAAUGUUGUACUCAUGAUAUCAAUGAACAGGACACAACUUUACAAGAGCAAGCAAUCUGAUUGCCGGAUUUAA
This is a messenger RNA of Suillus paluster, 279 nucleotides long. RefSeq lists its product as uncharacterized. The annotation marks the transcript as partial. The transcript has a single exon. NCBI's taxonomy places the organism in Eukaryota, Fungi, Basidiomycota, Agaricomycetes, Boletales, Suillaceae. The record is from RefSeq and is a predicted model, not a curated record.